GUUGGUAAGCGAGUCACGUGACUGCUCUCCUGCCAAAGCAGUAAAUAUCAGGCGAGCUAACAGGCACAGGCUGUCCAGCUACUCCCUUGUUUCAGUCAGAACAGAAAAUGUGUCAUUAUCUAACCUAACCAGCUAACAGUCCCGGAGUCUGUGGCUUCUGCGGUGCGUUUCGCCGAGCGAUGAACCGACAGCCUCAGUCGUGACUGUGACGGAGGCUCGUCCAUUUAAAUCUGUGGUGACUUAGCUAGCUUCACAGGUUAGCUUAGCGCUAGCAAGCUGCGUCUGGAGGAGCUUUCGUUGCUAGUGACUAUGCAAGGGGAAACUACGGCUUUGCGAAUCACGGAAAACGAAGGGAAGCUGGAUGUAUUUCCCCAGAACAGGACCCCCAGCUCGGGGAGAGCAAGUGCCAAAAGCUGGCAGUAUAGCGACCACAUGGAAAAUAUCGAUGGCUACUUAAUGAAAUACACAAACCUGGUGACGGGGUGGCAGUACAGGUUCUUUGUGUUAAACAAUGAGGCGGGCUUGCUGGAGUAUUUUGUCAACGAGCAGUCGCGGCCGCAGAAGCCCCGCGGCAUGCUCCCCCUGGCCGGAGCCGUCAUCUCCCCCAGUGAUGAGGACUCGCAUACCUUCACUGUCAACGCCAUCAGCGGGGAGCAGUACAAGCUCAGGGCCACCGAUGCCAAAGAGAGGCAGCACUGGGUCAGCAGACUGCAGAUCUGCACACAACACCACACAGAGGCCAUGGGGAAGAGUAAUCCCCCACCCAAGUCCCGGAGCUACUCGAUGGCGUCCCAAGGCAGCGGCAGCUCCCCCAUGAGCCUGCGCCGGCCCAGCCAAAACCCCGCCUCCUUGUUCGGCUGGUCGCAGGUCCACAAGGGCUCGUCGCUCUACUCCAGCAAGAGGUCUCUGCUGCCUGAUCACCUGAUGGACGCCAGAGAGAUGAUGAGCCAGGCCCAGGGCCAGCACAGAGACCUGAUCCAGAGCAUCGAGGGCCUCCCCGCGGCCCCGGGCCUCUCCCCUCUAGACCAGGAUCUGCUGAUGCUCAAGGCCACCUCCAUGGCCACCAUGAACUGCCUCAACGAGUGCCUGCACAUCCUGCACCUGCAACAGGUGGCCAGGCAGAGAGGCUCCCUGGGAGGACCCACCAUCGAAUGGCUGGAGCCCAAACUGCCCGACAUCCUGAAGAACGGCAGCAGCUCCCUGGGAAGCUUCACCACAGGGGAGGGCGCGCUGGAGGGGAGCCGCCUGGAGCUCAGCAGCCCCGAGUCCUGCAGCUUCUCUGGGGAACAGGAAGACAUAGAUGGAGACGAUGAGUCGGAGGACUGCUUCACGGACAAAGAGGAGGACCUGGGCGCCGUGGAGGAGGAGCGCAGCGUCAUCCUACACCUGCUGUCGCAGCUGAAGCUGGGCAUGGACCUCACACGGGUGGUGCUCCCCACCUUCAUCCUGGAGAAGCGCUCUCUGCUGGAGAUGUACGCCGACUUCAUGUCCCACCCGGACCUCUUCGUGGCCAUCACCGACGGCAGCAGCCCGGAGGACCGCAUGGUCCGGUUCGUGGAGUACUACCUCACCUCCUUCCACGAGGGCCGCAAGGGCGCCAUCGCCAAGAAGCCCUACAACCCCAUCAUCGGCGAGACCUUCCACUGCUCCUGGAACGUCCCCAAGAGGCCCGACGCCCCCAAGGAGCCUUCGCAGGGAAGCCCAGACCCCGCGGCCGUCGCCCAGGACUCCUACCAAGUGCGCUUUGUGGCGGAGCAGGUGUCCCAUCACCCCCCUGUGUCGGGGUUCUACGCCGAGUGCCAGGAGAGGCGGAUGUGCGUGAACACACAUGUGUGGACCAAGAGCAAGUUCAUGGGGAUGUCCAUUGGAGUGUCCAUGAUAGGGGAAGGUUGUCUGAAUUUGCUGGAGCACGAUGAAGAGUACACCUUCACGCUGCCCUGUGCCUAUGCACGUUCCAUCCUCACCGUCCCCUGGGUGGAACUGGGCGGCAAAGUCAGCAUCAGCUGCGCCAAGUCGGGCUACUCGGCAGUCAUCACCUUCCAGACCAAACCCUUCUAUGGUGGCAAAUUACACAAGGUGACAGCAGAGGUGAAGCAUAACACCACCAACGCUGUGGUGUGCCGCGUGCAAGGCGAGUGGAACGGCGUGUUGGAGUUCAGCUACACCAACGGAGAGACGAGGGUGGUCGACGUCACCAAGCUGCCCGUGACGAGGAAGCGCGUCCGGCCCGUUGAGAAGCAAGGACCAACCGAAUCCAGGCGCCUGUGGCAGCACGUGACGGAGUCCUUGCGGCAGAAAGAUAUCGAAAAAGCCACAGAGCACAAGAGGAUCCUGGAGGAGAGGCAGCGGACGGAGGAGAGGCACCGCGCCGAGACCGAAACCGCUUGGAGGACCAGAUACUUCGACAGAGAGGGUGAAGGCUGGGUUUAUCACAAGCCGCUUUGGAAAAACUCCGCGUUCAAAUCCUAGUUUCUCCAGUCUGUAUCUUGGAUGUCCAUAUUGUAGAUUCAGGAAUGCGUGUGAGAGAGAGAGAGAGAGAGAGAGAGUGUGUGUGUGUGUGUCCGAGCACGCACGUGGAAAGCAUGACCUGCACUGACGAACGCGACGCCGGGGGAGAAGGACGGACAGAUGGCAUGACCGAAGGCGUUCUAACUCAUGACGUUCACAAAGCCUCCUUAGUACAAGUUUUUGUACAGCUGAUCAGUUGUUUUUUUCUUCUUUUUUUUUUAUAAUCCAAUGUCAUGGAAACAUAUUCUUGUACAGGUAACGGUACUCUAUUUACACAGCCUUAACAUAGUCUGAUGAAUGAGUUUGGGUUCGGUUGAUCAACCAGGAUAAGGUUCUUCUUCUUCUUCUUCUUUUUAAGCUGUAGUUUCACACGUUGGUGGAGUUUCUUCUUCAAACAAGAUAAAGAAAAUAUUCAGAGUGCUGCCUGAUAAAUUCCACUGGAGAUGGGAUUCUGUGUAUUUCAGUGUUGAUCCUGCUGAAACAGAAGCACUGUUAUCGAGUAUAUUUACACACACACACUGUUGUUUUGAUCUGGACAAUACUUUGACUAUAACAUUUAAGAUUAAACGUGUUAAUAAAUGAACUUAUUUGGGAGAAUUGUGAGGGACGGAUUGAGGGAGGAGUGGUCCAUCGCAUCAGUUAAGACCUAAAAAACACCAGAGCUUCGAGUUCUUCUAUUGCAUCGGAUUAAAUUUAACAUUUUAAAGCUGCCGUUUGGAGGAGUUUGCAUCUCCUUCAUGGGUCUAAAUUCGAUCCUGGGGAAGUUAUACUGAUCAAAAAGGUCCCUGCUUAGGUUAGAACUUAAAAGUUAAAGACUUUUAUGGGUUGGGGUGACAGCACUGGAUACUUUUUGCUGUGUCACCUUUUUGCUGGACUAAAGUAAAGCUGUAUUUGGUGGCUUAACUCUGCAGGUACAAGAUAGAAAGAGAGACCUCAGCAUGAGCUCCAAGUACGCCAGAAUAACGGGUAUUGGACAUGACUAAACUCGAGGACAUCAAGAGGGAAAAAAAAAAGAAGCCACUUUUCCCAUAUUAAGCAAUCAGAACCACCUCAAGCAGGUACCUUUUUUGUUUUCUACCCAAAAAACUGCCUUGAAAGAGCUCCUGCAUGGGCAGUUUUUGCAAUCAGAAGGUUCAGGCAGCCUUAAAACAUCUGGAAAAUGGCUUAUAGUUGCUCAAAAUAAUGCCUAAAUACUCACUUUGUCAUAUGUCAGAUGACUAAUUUGCCUAAAAAUAAGUUCCGGAGGGCGAAACACAACUCACAACAUCAACAAAAGCCACAAAACACGUCACUGAAAGUCCCUUUAUGAAGCAUUUCUAGGUGUAUAAUCACAUCAUGCAUGCUGUAAAACACUCGGGUGUUGCAGAUUUGUCUUUGGGAACGUGAGUCUAAGCCAGUGGUUCUCAAACUUUUGGAGCCACGGCCACCAAGAUAACAUAAGUUUGUGUUUGUGACCCUCCAAUCUGAAUCGCUAACAUGGCAUGAAUGAAUAAAUUUAUUUCGAACAAAUUAAAGGGAAAAAAAAUAUAAAAACAAAAGAAAAAGAGCAUAAUAUCGCAUCAUCAAAUCAUAAUAUUAACAAGUUCAAAAAAGGAGCAAGAACAAGUAUACACUUCUAAUUUUAACAGCCCUAAUACACAUUUAUUUGAUAAAUAUCGGCUUUAUUUUUAUUUUUUACAAAUGAUCUGGGGACCCCCUGAAAUUAUCUUGGGACCUCCAUGGGGGUCUCAACCCCCAGUUUGAGAACCACUCCUCUACCAUUAUGAUUUUGACUUGCGAGCGAGUAAACUGGAGACAAACACUGAACAUUUAUAUCUUUAACGCCUCAUAUCCUCCUUUAUAUCUGCCUCAGUGUGUCACAGAUCUAAUGACAAACUACAUCCAAUAGUCAAAGUAUUCCCUCUAUGCUGAUGAUGAACUCUUGUGCAUUCAUAUACACAGAACUUAAAGCAAUCAGCUCUAAAUUCUUAUUUACUCAUUGUUGAAUGCUAUGAAUAUUGAUAUUUAUCGACUGGGUCGCCCCGUCUUAGUCUAGCUGACAAAUAACCAAAUUUAAGCAUCUAAAAUUCCCACUUUGUCUAUUUUAAUCCUGCGGUUCUGCAGUGUGUCUAGAGGGGGAAAGAAAAAAUCCUUCAUGCAUGAUGGCAAAAGUCUCCAUUCACACUGAUCGCAGCACCCACUUCAAUUUCUAAAUGUCUAUUGUAAAAGCUUUUAACCAAAUUCGCUUGUUUUGUAAUGCAAAUCAAUAUUUUCUUUGAUUGCCUGUCUUUCCCCCUCCCCCACUAAUCUUUAAUCGCUCUCAUUUUUAGAGCCACUUUUUGUAUAGACGUUAAACUUCCUUUCCCUCGCCUCUCUCAAACCUCCCAUCAUCCCAUCGGACUCCCUCCAGAAAGAGGACAUCCCACCCUGCCAUCGAUAAGCUACAUCCCUCCCAGUCUCGGUGCCUUACGCAACUCUUUCUGUGCGCGUCUUCCGGCGAAGGAGCGCAGCGUUUUCAUCAGUUACUUAACCUGACCGAUGCAAUGGCGUAUGCAUUGUUUGUGUGUGUGUGUGUGUGAUUUUGAUUUGUUUUUUUUCCUGUUUUAAGAAUCAGUGCUUGAUGUUUGGAGAGGCCGACCGAGCACUUGCUGACCUAUGAAAUGCACUGAAGGAAACCCGAUGUUGUAGAAGAAGAUGUGUGAUAAUAUACGAAUAAAUUGCGUAUCAGUUGUA
Molecule: messenger RNA, 5220 nt
Organism: Stegastes partitus (bicolor damselfish)
Lineage: Eukaryota; Metazoa; Chordata; Actinopteri; Pomacentridae
Product: oxysterol-binding protein-related protein 11
Exons: 13
Coding region: 310-2469 (719 amino acids)
Cellular component (GO): Golgi apparatus; membrane; cytosol
Molecular function (GO): sterol binding
Source: RefSeq, a predicted model, not a curated record